This is a messenger RNA of Dipodomys ordii (Ord's kangaroo rat), 1007 nucleotides long. Its product is annotated as spidroin-2-like. The record is from RefSeq and is a predicted model, not a curated record. The coding region runs from base 1 to 930 and encodes 309 amino acids. The transcript has 5 exons. Lineage: Eukaryota; Metazoa; Chordata; Mammalia; Rodentia; Heteromyidae.
AUGAACCCGACCUUCCAAGCAAGCGGGAGGGUGCUGCCAGGAAUACCGCGAGACUCGGGGACCGAGGGACAACUAGGUGCCCCACAACGGGAGCAACACCUUCCCCUGGGCGGAGGACGAGUGCGGACAGAAGAGGUCCGAGAAUGCAGCAGGCCGAGGCGACCCGGGCCAGGAGUCCGCCGGGGGGUCGGGGGUGGGGGGGAUCCGGCUCGGGGCAACCCCAGCGCAGCCAGGUCGGAGACGGCAGGGGUCUCCCGGACCGCGCAAGCUGAGCCGAGGCCCCAGUUCCCGACUCCCGCCGGCAGACCGAGGCGCGGCCCUCACCUGUCUCUGAGGCGGUCGGUGGCAGCAGCGCCGCCCGGGAAGGGCCGGCCCGCCGCCGGCCCGCCGGGAGGGGAAGCUUCGGAAGAGGGGCGCGGCGUCGGGCAGACGCGGUUCCAGGCCGCCAACCAGGGGGUGCUGAAUGGAGACAGUGAGUCCCCGCACCCUCAGAGGGCUAGUCAGUCACACCGGUAUGCUCUCCGCGGCGCGGGCGAGACCGCACAAACGCUACCCGGGAUGAGCCUCAGUCCGGGCGGCGGCGGCACAGGGGCGGAGGGUGAGGGGGGCGGAGGUUGUGGCCGCCGGCGGGGCUGCCGCGCGAGCUGCGGCCGCGCUCUGGCGGGCUUCCCUGCGAGACGUUCGGCCAGGCUUGCCCUACCCCGGCUAGCCCGAGACGGCCAGCUCCGGCGCUCGGACCCGCCUCGCCCUUCCUUUCCUGGUCGAGCAGGAACGCAGAUAUUAUUAGACAUAUCAGAUAUUAUUAUGCCCAUUUACCUGAAAAAGGCAUUGAAGUUCAUGAAGAGUGUGACCUGCCCAAGAUCUUUAUGGAAUAUUCUGACACGUGGAUGCCCCCAGGUGUAUGCAUUAGCAACUCUGGGGACAUAUUAAUAGCUGAACGAAAAUUUUGUAAAUAUUUACUCAGUUGGGGAAAUGAGGUAAAUUUCUACAUCUUUGGUCUUUUCAUA